Linum tenue is the source of this 237-nucleotide messenger RNA. Lineage: Eukaryota; Viridiplantae; Streptophyta; Magnoliopsida; Malpighiales; Linaceae. The record is from the annotation of a GenBank genome assembly.
AUGGCCGAGUGGUCUAAGGCGCCAGACUCAAGUUCUGGUCUUCGAGAGAGGGCGUGGGUUCAAAUCCCACUUCUGACAUUCAUUUUUCAUUCUCAUCUAUAUUGGGGCUGCAAUUCCCUAUCCACAAGAAUGAUACUAGAUGAUGCCUCUAACGCCUUUAACAAUCAGCAUGCUGGUCAUCGAUUGGGAGUCUACUAUGCUGCUCCUCCGUCUUCAGCUGAAGAUCUUUGCCGCUGA